CCCGUCCCCGGCCAUCGCAGCAGGCAUGGGCUGUUUCUGCGCGGUCCCUGAGGAAUUCUACUGCGAAGUUUUGCUCCUGGACGAGUCCAAGCUGACCCUGACCACGCAGCAGCAGGGCAUCAAGAAGUCAACGAAAGGGUCGGUUGUCCUGGGCUACGUAUUUCGUCACUUAAACCUGGUGGAAAUAGAUUACUUUGGACUGCGCUACUGUGACCGAAGUCAUCAAACGUACUGGCUGGAUCCCGCAAAAACCCUCGCUGAACAUAAAGAAUUGAUAAAUACUGGACCACCAUACACUCUGUAUUUUGGCAUUAAAUUUUAUGCAGAGGAUCCAUGUAAACUUAAGGAAGAAAUAACAAGGUAUCAGUUUUUCUUGCAGGUAAAGCAAGAUGUUCUACAGGGCCGUUUGCCUUGUCCAAUCAACACUGCAGCACAGCUGGGAGCAUACAUAAUUCAGUCUGAGCUGGGGGACUAUGACCCGUACAAGCACACGGCAGGUUACGUCUCUGAGUACCGCUUCGUUCCCGACCAGAAGGAAGAGCUGGAGGAGGCCAUAGAGCAGAUACACAAGACUCUGAUGGGUCAAGUUCCUGCUGAGGCAGAAGUGAACUACUUAGGUGUGGCAAAAUCUCUGGAAAUGUAUGGAGUGGAUCUCCAUCCUGUUUAUGGUGAAAACAAAUCUGAAUACUUUUUAGGAUUAACACCCAUAGGAGUUGUUGUCUACAAGAAUAAAAAACAAGUAGGAAAGUAUUUCUGGCCUAGAAUUACGAAAGUUCACUUCAAGGAAACACAGUUUGAGCUUCGAGUCCUCGGAAAAGAUUGCAACGAAACUUCCUUCUUUUUUGAAGCACGUAACAAAGUCACAUGCAAACAUCUGUGGAAAUGCUGUGUAGAGCAUCAUACAUUUUUCAGGGUGCCAGAGAAUGAAUCAAACUCUCUGUCAAGAAAAGCCAGGAAGUUUGGAUCCAUAGGUUAUAGGCAUCGGUACAGUGGCAAAACGUCUUUGCGGAUGACCAGAGACCCUUCUGUCCAGCUUCCGCGGCCUGACCAGAGCAUUGAAAGGAGUCGCAGCAAGACUUACCCCAAAAGAACACAGCAGACAGGUUCUAAGAACAUGAGCCAGAUUACAACAAAUGGGGAAAAUGAAGGAACUACCAAAAUUAUUGCACCUUCUCCAGUGAAAAGCUUUAAAAAGAUGAAAAACGAAAACAGUCCAGAAACACAAAGAAGCAAAACAGGUGCUCCAUGGGAAGAAAAUGGCCCACAGAGUGGACUGUAUAAUUCUGCCAGCGACCGCAAUAAAUCACCAAAGUUUCCCUACUCUCGCCGGAGGAACCCGUCUGGUGGCAGUGAGAAUGAGCCUGGGCAGCCGGUUCGGAGGAGGAAAAAUCAAAACAGUGGUGAAGAUUCAGAUUUAAAGCAAAGGAGAAGGUCACGGUCCCGUUGUAACACCAGCAGUGGCAGUGAAUCUGAAAAUUCCAACAGAGAGCAUCGGAAGAAGAGAAACAGGUUACGGCAGGAGAACGACAUGGUGGACUCGGCUCCUCAGUGGGAAGCGGUGCUGCGGCGGCAGAAGGGGAAAACCCCGGCGGACUCAAACUACCGGCGGUCCCGGCACAGAUCGCGAUCAAGAAGCCCAGAUGUUCAAGCUAAAGAAGAAUUGUGGAAACAUAUUCAGAAAGAGCUUGUGGAUCCAUCUGGCCUGUCUGAGGAGCAAUUGAAAGAAAUUCCAUACACUAAAGUAGAGACUCAAGGCGACCCCAUCCGCAUCCGGCACUCGCACUCCCCUCGCAGCUACCGGCAGUACCGGCGGUCCCAGUGCUCUGAUGGGGAGAGAUCUGUCCUGUCUGAAGUGAAUGUCAAAACUGAUCUGGUCCCUCCACUGCCUGUUACACGAUCUUCGGAUGGGAAAGGUCCCAGCAUCCACCUGAUUCAACAGAGGCAGAAUGGAUCUAAAGACAGCCUAAUAGAAGAACCAUCUCUGCUAUCCACCAAUAAUGUUGAUGGAAAACCUGCCACUAAGAUCGUAAAAACCGUACAGGUGUCACGCUUCAAGGUGGAGACUUGACUGAUGAAUUGAAGAUGGUUGAUGGGCUUUGGUCUUUGGAAAGUGAGAAUUUGUUUAUGUGUGCAAGGGAAGGAACUGAAGUCGACGUGGUGGUCUUGUCCUUCACGUGGCAGUGCAGCCUGCUUGCUGGGAAGACCAAGCAAUGGUUUUAUCACCAACAUCAUCCUAAUGGCGUGAGGCAACCAAAACCAAAAGUCUUUGCAAAACUGAAUGAUCAGCAGUUACAUUUCCAAAAAAUGAACAACAAUGAAAAAAAUUGCUGCAACAAAACAGGCUUCAUGGUCUGCUCUGUAACUGAAUAACCUUGUUCCAAGAAGUGACUGUUAACUGACAUCAUCAGGACCAGAUGCUUCUAGAUAAGUAAAAUAGUCAUAUUUUUGGUCAAUUGUGCAAUACAGUGUGAUAUGGGGAAAUUAUCUUCACAAUUUAUAUGGGGAUCGACUUAUGUCCUGAGACAUAAGGACAGAUAGCUCUUUCAAGGGCUAUUUUAGCCUAGCACAAAAACAGAUGCUCGCAUUGUUGAUACAAAUUCUGACUCAACCCAUUUUAGCUUAAAAACAAUAGACUCUGUAACAUGCUGUAGUAGCGAGUUCCAGAGGUGACUUACUUUGCUUUGGCCAGGUUUAAAUAUUCUAAAUUUUGAAUGCCCUUUUGUGUAGAGGGACUAUUUAAAUGAACAUUCCAUACCACAGAAAUACAGUUACCAACUUGUAGUAAAGAACACUGGAAAUUGGGGAAUAUAAAUUUACCCACUGUGUUAAGACUGCUUAGCAAGGCACUUCAGUGCUGGUUAAAUGAAACUUGUGGUGUAGUAUUUA
This is a messenger RNA of Ficedula albicollis (Collared flycatcher), 2886 nucleotides long. RefSeq names its product erythrocyte membrane protein band 4.1 like 4A (gene EPB41L4A). Gene Ontology annotation, cellular component: cytoskeleton. Lineage: Eukaryota; Metazoa; Chordata; Aves; Passeriformes; Muscicapidae. The transcript has 23 exons. The coding region runs from base 26 to 2068 and encodes 680 amino acids. The record is from RefSeq and is a predicted model, not a curated record.